Molecule: messenger RNA, 3573 nt
Organism: Coccidioides posadasii C735 delta SOWgp
Lineage: Eukaryota; Fungi; Ascomycota; Eurotiomycetes; Onygenales; Onygenaceae
Source: RefSeq, a predicted model, not a curated record
AAGCCAUCUGAAAUGGAUGAAAGACAGAAGUUGACCGUGGCUUCUACCUGGAAGUUUAAUCCUCAAGCGAUUCUUGAAAUAAGAGACAAUCUUAAGAACAUCGAAGAUACAGGGAUAUCCUGUAGAUAUGAACAGCCGGACGAUGUCUUUAUCGUUGACAGCAGCGGGACCGCCGAAAAAACUUCCGCUCUCGGUCAACUACUAGCGUCUUUUAUUGACGAGGAGAAGGACAAUGAUUUGCUAGAGAGGCCCAAAAUCACCCGCAUUGUUGCACCUCCGUCAAUGGAGGAGCGGGGUUUCGAAUCAAGCUCAGAAAAUGAUGAAGCUUCCCUCAUGGAAACGCCUAGUGAUGUGCAAGAAGCCAUUCCAAUGUCGCUCCCAGGCAAACAUUGGGAAUCGAAAGCCGGCGGGGUAGAAUGCUUUUUAAGGCUGCCAUAUGAUGUGUUGGCUGAAGUUGCUGAUGCAACGGGAGCACAGAUUGAUUUGGACGCGGAAAAUAAGCGAAUUCGAGUAGCAAGUAUCGUUCCCGCACGAGUUGAAGACGCUGUUCAUAAGCUCGAUAAUCUGGAUAGGGCUAUAUCCCUUGCAACAUCGUCUCAUGUUGAGAAUAUGCUACAUAUGACUGACAGUAAAGAUUUCACUUUGAGAUUGCGUACUUACGCGAGUCUGAACCAUCUGGCUCUCCGACGGCUUCUCGUUGACCCACGUGUCAAGGGAGAAACCCAGUUUGAGAAAAUGUAUGCAACAGUCAUAGAAUUUCCAAAUUCAGAAAACAAAACCAGCGAGCUGCCCAAAAAUAUUGCUGCUCCUCCACGACCCACGCUGCUCCGAAAAGGGCGCCCAACCAUCUGGUCUGAUUUUCUGUUUGCGGAACUCGGGGAUGUUGAUAAUUUCCCGGAUACCCCUUCUACUGAUGAAGCCACCACUCGCCACGGAGCACAGUGUUACCAGACCUAUUCAGCCCCUCACAUUACGUUAUCGGAGGAGACGGAAGGAGAUAAACAUCCAUUUCUUAGCCGUGAAAAAGUGUCACUCGUUGAUAAGUGGGUUUCCGAUGGUUUCGAAGCCGGGGUUGUGGGACCUUCAUGUUCUGGGCCGCCGAAUAUUCUACGUGCUUAUGAUUCUUCACCAGAACCGACUCCGCCCCUACUUGCUGCCCCCGGCCUUAAAAAACGUGUAGCCAUGGUUACUAGCUCUGCAGGCUCCUUGCAUCAAACUCGAGAGCCGCACUCCUUUGGCAUCAAGGCCCCAAUGCCUGUGUCCAUUGGAUCACAUCUAACCGGCGUUGAGGCCUGUCAGCCAAAUCUAUCUACCACUCAGUGUGAGCUCAACGCACAAUCAAACGCUCUGAGGAGUUCGAAGACGAAAGUAUCUGAGUUGAUCGAUACCUCGUAUGCUUCUGAUACCAUCGCCGCUGCUGCCCCAACGCUGGCAUUCGACCAGGCGCCCCUUGUUCCCGCUUGUCCUAGCCAAGCCACGUUUUCGCCUGACAAGCCAGACCUCCCAAACGCAGCACUGAUUAAUAAUUCUGUGCCACUACCCACAUCUUCCGAAUUGGUCAUCGCCUCUCAUAUGACUGGUACAGAAAGAAGAGAUUCGACUCUUUCCAGUUUUAACUUGGAAACGAGCUUUAGGUUUCUGAAUCCAGACCUUGAUCUACAAGGGGCUGGGUUUCUACAAAGGCCCAUACAAAGUCAGAACGUGGAACGACCUGGCCAGGACCUGGCGAAGAUUGCAGACGGAAAUAAAGAAGGCCAUUCCCUAAACAACCCAGAUCAAAAUGUCGGUGGGGUUCAACGUCGCUGUUCCCGCUCUAAAUGUGAAAUGCUAUCCUCUGAUCAUAUCGUAGAGCGUUUGCAACCUGUCAGUGAAGUGGAGACGAGGGUUUUCUGUAAAAUAAUGAGGCAACACUCUUCAAAUAUCGGGAGCGGGCGCAGUUCAAAAGCAAGUCGAAAGGCUAAAAAAAAGGCCGCAAUUGCGGAAGCCUGGGGAACUCCUGUUCCUACAGGGGCCUCUGCAUCCGCCAAACGGGCAGAGUCUCCGGAAUAUAGUAAGUGGAAGAGAGAACAAUUGGCAGAACCGAGAGCUCGUGAGAAUAAUCGCAUAGCUGAUCUUUACACUGCCCUGAACCCUCUUCUCACCGCAGUACAAUGCUUCAGCGGCAUAGUCUCGCUUGAAAUCCAGUUUGGGUUAAUUUUGAUACAUAAUGUACCCAAAAUUUAUGUCGACAAGGCGAUUGAUGUGAAGACAUGGGAAAAACUGUUUCGACCACAGCAUGGCCUUCGAGGGCCGGGCACGAAAUUCAUGAAUUUACUCACCUCGUCCGGCGCAGACAUUGACUAUAUGCUUGAUUUGAAAAACGACUCUCGCCAUAGUUUGUUUUCGCGAAAUCCGUCCGUUCGCUCUGUAAGCUACGAAUUUCAUUGCCAGACCAAGAACAACCAGCCGAUUGUGAUUAAUGUAAACGAGACCGGGAUGACUGUUGUUACCAGGCCUGAGAUUGUUCUCGGAGCGGUGAACGUACACUUUCCACAGCAAAUUUGGGAUAUGAGGGUUGUUAUCAAGGGGGCGCAGGAAUAUGCUCCGGGGGUUGAUAAGGAGGUCGAUUGUGCCGUGGAGGCCCUCAUUUCCAACCUCUAUGUCUAUCCUGGCAGAGCAAAGGUCUUAUUGUUCACCCGACUUGACAACUUUGACAUCCUCCAUAUUACAAAGGUCUUCAUGCGGCGAACAACUCGUCAUCAUUGCCUCGAAGACGUGAGGAGCGUGAAGUACAACCCGCAAGCACAACCAUGGAGUGAAAAUCAUUGUAACCUGCCAUCCAACAUGACAAGUGCUUCCUCGUCAGAGCGAGGCUUAUACCUGCAAAUUACGGAAGUACAGAAUUUGCUCCUUGGUCGGAUGGCGACCGAUAAGACUUUGAUUCGGGCUCGCGCUCUUAGCCCUGAUGAAAUGGUUGAUAAUUCGAGACUGUGGUACGAAGCGUGCAUUGUUAGCCCAGCCGUUGACAAGGUAUUGGAGUCAAACAGAAGCCUUCCUGUGGGUGCACGUGUAUGGGAUUGGCAACCAGCGGACCUGAUGGGAAUUGAUGCUAAUAUCAUGACCGAAUACCCGUCUGAAACCAAGCGAAGGGUUGGAUCUAAUGGCUUGGCCAGUAUGUACCGGGUUGCGUCCCAAGUUCCAGUGCAUAUUGAUGGGGUAGGGUGGGCUAAUUCAGGGCCUACUGCUGAAGCAAGAACAAGCUUUCCAGCUUCAAGUGCCACCGCCGCGUCCAACCUCGCUGUUGCAGCUGUUCCCAAUGUGGGGAUCGCUGAGCCGCUUAGGGACAUGGAGCGGCGUAUGCUCCAGGAAGGGGUUGACUGCUUGGAAAGCAUUAGCGGCAGAGAUACAGGGGAUGUGGGAGAAUUUUGGUAGAUGUCUGUGACGCAACGGACCUUGUGUCUUGACGAGGAACUAACCAACCACGUCGAGAUCUUGCAGCAGGCUCUAGCACGACGUCGCUUUGUUGACAAGUUAAUCAAUGCUUUGCUUGCUCUUUUUUCGCCAGCUUUCUGUUAGCUAUGCCUAAGGUCUGAA